AUGUCAAAUGAAGAGAAAGAUACUAAGAUAACAAUUAAUGAAAAAGAAGAAGAGGAAUAUCAGCGUUCCUGCAUGAGGAAGAUCUCCCGGAUCGUGGUUCUAAUUUUGAUUGGACUCCUUGCUACCUGCUAUUAUAUAUUUGUGGUGGAGCUGUGCAUAUUCACUGUACAGUUAUUAGAGGCAAAGGUGACUUUCCUGGUGAUUUUCCACCUUUUGUUCCUCCUGUGCGUGUGGUGCUAUCUCCGGACUGUUAUGAUGCCUCCCGUUGUCCCUCCUGAAAAAUUCCGCCCAUCGGAGGCUGACAAGCAGCUGUACCUGAGUGAUGAGAGGCCACAAGUGCUGCAGGAGAUCCUCAUUCGUAUGGCUAAAGACUUGCAUAUUAAGAAGGCUGUAAGGUACUGUACCACAUGCCAUGUGAUAAAGCCAGACAGGUGCCACCAUUGCCCAGUGUGUAACGUCUGUAUACUGAAACUGGAUCAUCACUGCGGAUUUCUAAACAACUGUGUGGGAUUCUCCAACUACAAGUUCUUCCUCCUCGCUGUGAUGUAUGGAGUGCUAUUGUGCAUAUUCACUAGCGCAGUGUCGCUUUAUUGCUCCAUACUUUUCUGGACUCAUCAGCUGCCCAACAGCCCAUCCAAAGUCCCUAUCAUUGUGCUGUUCAGCCUGACCACGUUCUUCGCUAUAAUGCUAUUCCGACUUUUCCUUGAUCAUUUCGAACUGGCUCUAAGGAAUAUAACUGAUCGGGAGGACAGUGAUAACACAGAGGAGUUUAAUCCCUAUAACUUGGGCUUCAGCAAGAAUCUGAGAGAAGUGUUUGGCAAUGAAAAGAAAUACUGGUUCCUCCCAAUCUUCAGCAGCUUAGGAGAUGGCUUCUCAUUCCCAAUGGGUGAGGCUACAAUGGACAUAGAGAAAAAUGCUGCUAAUGUUCCCAAACCUGUUAGUGAGAACCAGAACUGA
This is a messenger RNA of Xenopus laevis (African clawed frog), 957 nucleotides long. Its product is annotated as palmitoyltransferase ZDHHC20-A-like. The transcript has a single exon. Bases 1 to 957 code for a protein of 318 amino acids. NCBI's taxonomy places the organism in Eukaryota, Metazoa, Chordata, Amphibia, Anura, Pipidae. The record is from RefSeq and is a predicted model, not a curated record.